AUGGAGAUUGCUUUGGUGAGUUGCGAGAACGGUGGAGCCCCAGCUGUAGCUGGCAGCACAACAGCUGAGGAUGGAGCUACAACCACCACCAUGCCAGGCAGCACAACAAGCAGAGAUCUGCUUCAAAUCCCCAGGGCACCAUCUUGGCUGAAUGAUUACAGCCAAGGGAGAGAAGAAGUCGGUGGGGAAAGCUGCCAGCAACCACCACAACAUCAUCAUCAUCAGAAGCAGCAACAGCGGCAGCAGCAAUAUCAGCCACCAGGGACCGGGCAAGCAGGAGGAGGAGGAGGUGGUGGUGGAGGUGGAUGUGGAGGAGGAGGUGUGGGCGAACGCUUGCAAAGCAACGACAUGAUCAUGAGCUAUCCUGGCAGUAACAUCAAGGACUGUAAUGUAGACACGGUGAUCAGGUUGGAAGAGGAGGAGGAGGAACCCCAUGCUCAUCAUCACCACCACAACCUGCCUGAGGAGGAGGAGGACCACCACUUUGACCUGGGUAUCAUGGACCACGAAAAUAACCAAAGGGUCAUCAUCAACAUCGCUGGUUUGAGGUUUGAGACCCAACUGUCUACACUCAACCAGUUUCCGGACACUUUGCUGGGCGACCCUGAGAAGAGGAUGAGGUUCUUUGACCCUCUGAGGAAUGAAUACUUCUUUGAUCGCAACAGACCCAGCUUUGAUGGUAUCCUCUACUUCUAUCAGUCUGGUGGCAAGAUCAGGCGGCCAGUCAACGUUUCCAUUGAUGUUUUUGCAGAUGAAAUUCGCUUCUAUGAGUUGGGUGAGGAAGCCAUGGAGAGGUUCAGAGAGGACGAGGGCUUCCUUAAAGACGAGGAGAAGCCUCUUCCAAAGAAUGAGUUCCAACGCCAGGUAUGGCUUAUUUUUGAAUAUCCGGAGAGUUCUAGUUCUGCUAGAGGUAUUGCCAUAGUCAGUGUGCUUGUCAUCCUCAUCUCUAUUAUCACCUUCUGCCUGGAGACUCUACCAGAGUUCAGGGAUGAAAACGAGCUGCCCCCGACGCUGUCCAAGGUGCUGAACGACACCCAACAGCCUACUCCCCCCAGUGGCCUGACAGAUCCCUUCUUCAUCAUAGAGACUACCUGUGUCAUAUGGUUCACAUUUGAAUUACUUGUCAGGUUCUUCGCUUGCCCUAGCAAAUCUCACUUCUCCAAGAACAUCAUGAACAUCAUUGAUAUUGUAGCCAUCAUCCCUUACUUUAUAACGCUUGGGACAGAGUUGGCUGAGCAACAGACUAACAAUGGACAGCAGGCCAUGUCCUUAGCUAUCUUGAGGGUCAUCCGUUUAGUAAGGGUCUUCAGAAUAUUUAAGUUAUCCAGGCACUCAAAAGGACUGCAGAUCUUGGGACAGACUUUGAAAGCCAGUAUGAGAGAGUUGGGUUUGCUAAUAUUCUUCCUUUUCAUUGGAGUUAUACUAUUUUCCAGCGCAGUCUACUUUGCUGAAGCUGAUGACCCAGAGUCUCAUUUCUCUAGUAUCCCUGAUGCUUUUUGGUGGGCAGUAGUUACUAUGACUACAGUGGGCUAUGGAGACAUGAGGCCAGUCACUGUUGGGGGCAAAAUUGUGGGCUCCUUGUGUGCCAUUGCUGGUGUACUCACUAUUGCUUUACCUGUCCCUGUCAUUGUUUCAAACUUCAAUUACUUCUACCACAGAGAGACUGAUCAUGAUGAGCAAGUGAUUUUAAAAGAGGAACCUAGUAGUGCUCAGGGUAGUUGUGCUGGAGAUCUAAAGAGGAGUCCCAGUAAAUCUUCACUCAACAAGUCUAUAGUACACUUGGAAAAUGUUGAGGGCAUCAACAAUGGAACUGGUACCAUAGAAAAGACUAACUUAAAAGCCAAGCGUAAUGUGGACCUUAGGAAGUCUUUGUAUGCGCUGUGUCUGGAUACAAACAGGGAAACAGACCUGUGAGGUCCUCCUGCUCAUCAAAAUCAACACAAACAGAGCCUAAAUGA
Bufo gargarizans (Asiatic toad) is the source of this 1958-nucleotide messenger RNA. Its product is annotated as potassium voltage-gated channel subfamily A member 2-like. Gene Ontology annotation, molecular function: protein binding; delayed rectifier potassium channel activity. The record is from RefSeq and is a predicted model, not a curated record. Gene Ontology annotation, biological process: protein homooligomerization; potassium ion transmembrane transport. Lineage: Eukaryota; Metazoa; Chordata; Amphibia; Anura; Bufonidae. Gene Ontology annotation, cellular component: voltage-gated potassium channel complex; membrane.